AUGUGUAUUAUGAAAUAUUUAAAAACAUUUUUAUUUGUUUUCAUUGUGUUGGUUAGUUUUUUUACAUUAUCAGCACAAGCAACAAUAACAACAGGCACACAAACAACACUUUAUGUAAAUUCGCAAUCAACCAACACUAGUAUCAACUGUGGUGCAGAUAAUAGUAAUGUAAAUAACACAUGUCCAGAUAUUGCAAGUGCUAUCGCAUCUUUCAACAAUGUGACGGUUGGUGGAGGCCAUCAAUUGACCAUAUUCAUGUCAGAGGGUACUUACACUGGUAACGCCAAUUCAAACAUUCAACUUUACAAUCAAACACUCAAUAUUGUCGCUAAUAAUGGAUCGGUCGUCAUUGAUAUGACCGGUGUCUUUGUACCAUACUUUGUACAAAUUCUAUUGCCAGUUAAUGGUGGUCCCAUCACUUCUGCCGAUCAAACCAUUCUGGCCGUCAUCAAUGUUACCUUUGUCAAUCUAGCAGUCACUGGUGAUCUAUCGGGUGGUAUCGUCUACUCUAGCAUCAAUUCAAAGUCAUCCAUCAGUUUCUUGUCAUGUACAUUUGCCAAUAUUACCACGUUUGACGGUUCCAUUCUAUCGGUCAGUACUCAAAACAACCUCCCAUUCGAAUCACAAGUUGUUUUCCAACAAUCCAACUUUUACAAUAUUACAACGGCCAACUCCUUGAUUAAAAUGACUGGUAACAUUUUAUUUGUUACUAUUACCGACAAUACAUUUAAUCAAAACCAAGCACAAUUCCUCAUUCAAUCCAGCUUGGUCAACAACAUCUACCUUGGAAAGAACCAAUUCACCAAUAAUACACUUGCAUCCAAAGGUUCACUCAUUCUCAUAUUCAAUUCACUCGCCAGCAGUAUAUUGUCGGAAUGUGUAUUUACAAAUAAUCAAGCCGUUGGUAAUGGAUCUUUGAUCAGUGCUUUUGAAAGUACAAACGUUGUCUUUGUUGAAUCAUCUGUCACUUCUAAUCUCAAUACUAGUGCAUUUACAUUGACCAAUUCAGACAUUCAAGUUUUGGAUUCCAAUUUCACUAGUAACACUGCUCCAUAUAAUGGUCAAAUCGUUGCAACAAACUCUCGAGUUGGUCUAUAUAAUAGUAGUUUUAUUAGUAAUUCUGCUGUGCAAGGAGGUGUUGUCAGUGCUCUUUCAACUUCUAUCGUUACAAUCUCUGGUUGUGAUUUUAGUGGUAAUUCCGCAUCUCAAGAAGGUGGUGCUAUCUAUUCAUCCAAUUCCUAUAUUGGUGCAUUCAAUGGUUCACAAUUUAUUGGUAAUGCUGCUCGAAAUGGUAGUAUCUUAUAUGUUACUGGUAGUUCAACAAUUAAUCUAAAUUAUAUUACCGUUUCAAAUAUUAUUACUUCAAUUCAAUGUCAAAAUAGUUCAACCAUUACAAUUAAAGAUGUAGAUAUUGUUCAUAUUUUUACUAAAAAUGAAACAGUGGUACCAUUUAUUUCUUGUCUAAGUGGAGCAGAGUGUACCAUUAAUGGAGGAAUGGGUGAUGAUUUAUGUGUAGCACCAUCUAAACCAAAGAGUGGUUUAACCAGUGGCCAAAAAGCAGGUAUUGCAAUCGGUGUUGUACUUGGUGUUGCCAUUUUAGUAAUCAUUAUCUACGUCCUCUACAAGAGACAUCAUAAUCAUCACAAAUAUCAUCAUCAUCAUCAUCCAAGUCAAAAUAAGAAUAAUCAUUAUGGUUCUUUUUAA
Cavenderia fasciculata is the source of this 1704-nucleotide messenger RNA. RefSeq lists its product as uncharacterized. The transcript has 3 exons. Bases 1 to 1704 code for a protein of 567 amino acids. The record is from RefSeq and is a predicted model, not a curated record. NCBI's taxonomy places the organism in Eukaryota, Evosea, Eumycetozoa, Acytosteliales, Cavenderiaceae.